AUGGCAACUCUCCAAAAAACUAGAAACCCCAAAACUAAUAGCUUUACCUCCAUUUUGGAUCAGAUCCUCAAUAAAUAUAACCUAUUGGCUGAAUCAAACCCACUUCAAUUAUGUGCUCAUGCCGAUGAGCUUGGUACUAUGCUACCAGAUUGGAAGGCUUGUAAAGAUGAAAGAGCUCAAUAUUGUGCAAAAACUGAAGAUGUGUGGGAUAUUUGGUUACAUGCUUUAGAUUUAAUCAAGACAAAAAAUGAUAGUGAUGAAGAAAUUGUCACAUCCAGCUCACAUCUUACAUUAUUUCGUAAGGAAUUGAAAGAAGCUGGAGUUGAUUCUAAAGUAAUUGAUAUAUAUGCUAAAUUUCCAGCACUUACUCAAGAUUCUAACAAAAUUCAGAAGAAGCAACUUGUACAGCGAUUACCCAAUGCUCCUAAAAUCCCUAAACACUUCUCCUUAGGGGAGUGA
Molecule: messenger RNA, 459 nt
Organism: Entrophospora sp. SA101
Lineage: Eukaryota; Fungi; Glomeromycota; Glomeromycetes; Entrophosporales; Entrophosporaceae
Source: the annotation of a GenBank genome assembly